Messenger RNA from Amorphotheca resinae ATCC 22711, 1649 nucleotides. RefSeq lists its product as hypothetical. Bases 330 to 1649 code for a protein of 439 amino acids. NCBI's taxonomy places the organism in Eukaryota, Fungi, Ascomycota, Leotiomycetes, Helotiales, Amorphothecaceae. The record is from RefSeq and is a predicted model, not a curated record. The transcript has a single exon.
UGUUCUCUCCACCCGUCUCUCCACCAUCACCAUCUUUCUUUCUUUCCUUCAACCAGCCCUCGAAACUUCCAGCCUUGUCAGGUACAACAGCUUCUUUCAUUACUCGCAGCAGUAUUUUCCAUCUUGUAUAUAUUCUGGUUGUCGAGUCCUCCAUCUCGAUCCUUCAUUCCACAUCAGAUCACAUCAACGAACACAAUCACGAAGACAGUCACGAACACAAUCACGAACGCAGUCACGAACGCAAACGCAACAACAAACACUUACAACAACACCCUCAUAUCACCUCUUAUUCAGCCGGUCUGAAUAAAAGAAAAAAGAGUAUCGCCAAGAUGCAGUUCACCACGCUCUUCGCAGCUCUGGCCCUUGGGUCCGCAGCCAGUGCACACAUGGCCCUCCAGUACCCGGCUCCGUUCCGAGCCGCUUGGAACCCCAACUCCGAUCAAUCAAAGAUCGACUACAGCAUCACAUCGCCCCUCAACUCCGACGGCUCCAACUUCCCCUGCAAAGGCUACCAGGUUGACAUGGGAACACCCGCUGGCGCCUCUGUCGUCACUUGGACCGCAGGCGGCUCCUACAACUUCAGCGUCGAGGGCGGCGCAACCCACGGCGGGGGAUCAUGCCAAGCUUCGCUCUCGUACGACCAGGGGAAGACAUUCAAAGUCAUCCACUCCUACAUCGGUAGCUGCCCUCUGUCGUCCGGCGAGGACUUCAAGUUCACAAUGCCCGCCGACGCACCAACUGGAUCCGCAAUGUUCGCUUGGACUUGGUACAACGAGAUCGGCAACCGCGAGAUCUACAUGGACUGUGCAUCAAUCACCAUCGACGCAGGCAGCGGAAGCGCACCAGCGGUCAAAUUCGCUGAUCGUCCUGAUCUCUUUGUCGCUAACCUUGACAAUGGCUGCACCACAGUCGAGGGCAAGGAAGUGCAAUUUCCCGACCCAGGACCAUCUGAAGACGUCACCACCAAGGACUCGGUUUCCGAUGACUCGGGAUCUUUCACCGGAACCUGUGCCGCAGUGAAGGGUAUCGGCGGCGGAUCUGGAUCUGCCCCGUCUGGCUCUGGCUCUGGUUCAGGUUCUGGUUCAGGUUCUGGAUCCGGAUCCGGAUCUGGUUCAGAUUCAUCCAGCCCUUCGCAAUCCUCAACUCCAGCUGCAAGCACACCUGCUCCAACAACAAUGUCGACUGUUACCACCUCCGCGGCGCCCUUCACGUCGACUGGUUCGCACGCGCCCGGAGUCUUCGCAACAGUCCCAACCUCAGCCGCUGCCUCGUCAACGCCUAGCCCAUCAGCAGACAGCCUCCCCGCAACCACACCAGCGGCGAGCCCCGCAGCUGCCUCCAGCACCGUCGCCGCGGCUCCCCCAAGUGGCACCGGGUCCGCACUCGGCUCCGUCGCAGCAGGCACUUCCUGCACAACCGAUGGAAUGUGGAACUGCGUCGGUGGUAACUCGUUCCAGCAAUGUGCGAGCGGAACCUGGUCCGUGGUGAUGCCACUGGCGGAUGGCACCUCGUGCACACCAGGCCAGGCAGCGAACAUCAACAUCGCUGCCAUUUCGAGGGUCAAGCGAAACGCGCGACGCAGCUUGGCGCAAAGCAGCGUGAGGAGGCAAGUGAGAAGAGAAGCAGGCGCGAACAUCUGGAGGGCAUGA